AUUCAAAAACAAUCAGUCAAUUAUAAACCAAAUUAAACACAAUGAUCGCAACCACAUCCAGAAAAAUUGCACCGCUUUCAAAUAUCUUCAGAACUUUGUCCAACAAAACUCGAAAUGUCUCAAAUGAUAUCCCAUCGUUCCGGCAAAACUUCAAACCACGCACCGAACAACAGUUGAAUUUCCAAAUUGGCCAAGAAUUGAUGGCGAGUCACGCAUACCUCGCUAUGGCUAAUUUUUUCGGUCGAACUGAGAUUGCGUUACAAGGAUCAUCGUCCUUUUUCCGUGCCAUGUCUGACGAGGAACGCGAACAUGCAAUGUCACUUAUCGAUUACCAAAAUAUGCGUGGCGGUAAGGUGAAAAUGAUUGGUGUAGAGAAGCCGAACGAGCAGUUUAAAGAUGAGUUUAGCAGCCUAUCGGCAGCAAUCGAGGAAUCGUUGUUGAUUGAAAGAGGGAAUGCAGCGACAUUGAGCGAAUUGGUGCGUAUUGCGGAAAGCGACGGUGAUAUCGCUACUGUGGAUUUUAUUUGUACCAAAUUUUUACAUGAGCAGAUGAGCGCUCUGCAAAAUCUCGGUAAUAUCUUGAUGCGACUGAAACGAUUCGAACAAAAAGGACUGGGAGAAUAUUUGAUUGAUCAGGAAUUCUUAAAAGAUUAUCAAAAAAAAGGUUGAAUUGACAAAAAAUUGAAACCCACUCCGUGUCUCUUGUAAAUUUCCACAAUUUUA
Messenger RNA from Bradysia coprophila, 722 nucleotides. Its product is annotated as soma ferritin-like. The record is from RefSeq and is a predicted model, not a curated record. Gene Ontology annotation, molecular function: ferric iron binding; ferrous iron binding. Gene Ontology annotation, biological process: iron ion transport; intracellular iron ion homeostasis. Lineage: Eukaryota; Metazoa; Arthropoda; Insecta; Diptera; Sciaridae. Gene Ontology annotation, cellular component: cytoplasm.